This is a messenger RNA of Triticum turgidum subsp. durum (durum wheat), 1161 nucleotides long. Lineage: Eukaryota; Viridiplantae; Streptophyta; Magnoliopsida; Poales; Poaceae. The record is from the annotation of a GenBank genome assembly.
AUGAGUCUGGGUGUUGUGCUCGGGCGGAUGACCAGCGACCGGCCCAACCUGCAUCCGCCGUACACAAUGUCUACCACCUCGCGUGUUGCCGGCGGAGGCGUCCCCUCCGGAUCUGCUUCCUCCAUCGUCGCCGGCGUCGUGUGCGGCUACCACCUGCUCAAGAUCGACGGCUACUCGCGCACCAAGGAGGUCCCGAAUGGCAAGUGGAUCAACUCUUGCCCGUUCCAGAUGGGAGGCCGCACAUGGCAUGUGGAGUACUAUCCCAACGGGGACAAGUCCGAGUACACCGAUUACAUAUCCCUCUUUCUCAGCUUGGACGACACUGUCGCCGAGGCCGUGAAGGCACAUGCCAAGUUCAGCUUAAUCGACCAAGAUGGGAAGCCCGUGCCGCUCCAUACCGCUACUACCGAGACCAGAGACUUUUCUGUGCUUAAAUCUUGGGGGUUCGACUUCAUGAAAAGGCAAGAAUUGGAGAAAUCAGAGCAUCUCAAGAGCGAUUCCUUCACUGUCAAGGUGGACGUCACUAUCAUGUCCGAGUUCCACGCACGGAAGACACCAUCCGUCGCGGUGCCACCGUCUGACAUGCACCGGCACUUCGGGGAUCUCUUGUCGAGCAAGGAGGGCGUCGAUGUCGAAUUCCAAGUCGGCGGGGAGACAUUCUCGGCCCACCGAUUGGUGCUUGCGGCACGGUCUCCGGUCUUCAGGGCAGAGUUAUUUGGGCCGAUGAAGGAGAGCGCCACCACAAAUGUCAUAUGUAUAGAUGACAUUGAGGUAGAGGUGUUCAAGGCUCUGCUUGCAUUCAUCUACACGGAUGCAUUGCCUACUAUGGAUCAACAGGAGGAAUCUGCCAUGGCUCAGCAUCUGCUUGUUGCGGCAGACAGGUAUGAUUUGGAGAGGCUGAAGCUGAUUUGUGAAGAUAAGUUGUGCAAUCAUAUCGAUACAAACUCUGUGGCGACUAUCUUGGCAUUGGCGGAGCAACACCACUGCCCUGAGCUUAAAGCGGCAUGCUUGGUGUUCCUCAGCUCGCCCACGAAUCUGGAAGCGGCCAUGGAGUCUGAAGGUUUUGAGUAUUUAACCAAGAACUGCCCCGGUGUAAUGAAGGAUCUCCUCAUGUGCCAGGUCGCUCCUACUUCACUCGGGAAAAGAAAAUCUAGGGCAUGA